AUGUUGUCUUCUUCUCCCUGGAGCUGGCCGCUGUCUUGGCGAGUCGCCAUCCUCCUCAAUGUCAGCUUCUAUAACCUAUUGGGGAAUAUGUACGCUUCUGGGGUGUCACCCCUUUUUGAGCUCAUUAUCAAGGACUUGCAUUGCACCCAACAGCAGGCAUCCGAGCUCACGACAUACGUCUUGUUGACUCUUGGUCUCUCUAAUCUCUUCGCUCUUCCAUUGGCAUCACUCAUCAGCAAGCGAUACACGAUAUUGCUCUCACUUGUCUUAUUUCUCGCUACAAACAUAUGGUCUGGAGAAGCACCAUCAUAUACGUCCUUACUGGUCUCCAGGAUCCUUGGAGGUCUCGCAGGCGGGUUGAUUGAGGCCUUGGGGCCAACCAUUGUCGCAGAAACAUUUCCACAACAUCAAUGGGCCAGGGCAAUGGUCGUCUAUGUUGGUUUUCUUGCGGCUGGCUCGGCUCUUGGUCCCAUCAUUGCCGGUGCUGUUGCGCAUGGCAUAGGCGAUUGGAGAUGGUACCAGCGGAUUUUAGCGAUUGCUGUUGCCAUAAAUCUUCUCGGGUCCAUCUUCAUACUUCCAGAAACAACACACGACUCGAUUGGAAUGAUCGGACCAGCCAUGGUAGAAGAUGGCGAUGCAGAUUCCAAGGCAGAGGCAACCGCCAAUGAGUUUGCGUCAGGCUCUGGACAAGAGCUCAGCCCUCCCAACGAUGGUUCUCUAUCUCAACACCUCAGGGACGAGUGGAUCAAGAGAUCUUUUUCUGCUUAUUAUGUCACAAUGGAUUGGAAGACGGCUUUGCUUACAUUUGUCAAGCCACUGCAACUUAUCACUCUCCCGCAGGUCCUGGUCACGACCCUCAUCUUCGGCUUGACAAUUGGCUGGACUGUGAUCAUCGCCGUCGUCGUGGCUGUGAUAUAUGCACCACCUCCGUUGCUCUGGAGCUCCUUGCAUGUUGGACUGCUCAGUCUCGCGCCUUUGACGGGACUUCUCAUUGGGCUCCCCGUUGGCGGGGCUUUGGCCGACAUGUUGUUCAACAGACAGGUCAAGAAAUCCCAAGAAGUGCAUGAUCCAGCCGUUCGAUUACCAGCCGUAAUCAUCGGCGGACUGGUGAGCCCUGCAGGUUGCCUUGUACUCGGUUAUGGGCUACAGCAUCCUCACACUUGGAUUCAAGUCUGCGUCGGCUGGGCCAUGCUAGCUUUCGGCUUGACGGGAUCCGCUAACGUCUUGUUGACGUAUGCCGUUGACAGUGUGCCUUCUCGGGCUGGAGACAUCGGUACCCUUUUGAACGUGACUAAGAACUCGCUUGGGUUUGGUGUCUCAUACGCGUCAGUCAGCUGGAUGCAGAAGUCUGGACCUGUCAACCAAUUCGCCACCAUGGCAGGCCUUUUGUGGUUUUGCUAUAUGCUCGCCAUUCCGCUUUGGCUUUGGAGAGCUGCAUUGGUCCGACUGAUGGCUCGUUGGUUUUAA
Fusarium oxysporum Fo47 is the source of this 1467-nucleotide messenger RNA. Its product is annotated as major facilitator superfamily domain-containing protein. Gene Ontology annotation, biological process: transmembrane transport. Gene Ontology annotation, molecular function: transmembrane transporter activity. The coding region runs from base 1 to 1467 and encodes 488 amino acids. The transcript has 3 exons. Lineage: Eukaryota; Fungi; Ascomycota; Sordariomycetes; Hypocreales; Nectriaceae. The record is from RefSeq and is a predicted model, not a curated record.